UCGAAUGAUAUAUGUUUUGAAAGUUUUCGUUGAUUUUCAUUUUUUUGGAGAAAAUCUUAGUAAUUUUGCGACGCGAAAAUUCGAAGAAAACAAGAGUAGUCGGAAAGAAUAAAAAGGUAUACCACUCGACUCGGUUUUCGGCGCUGACUCCGAAUAUGAUACUUUUAUUACAUAAAAGGUGAGUUUUGGUGAAGAAAAUUGAGAAUUACGGGCUGAUUUCCGAUUUUUUUCGGUCCUGAUGUAGAAAAAGUGAAAUUUCUCUGCAGUAAAGAGGAAUUUCAAAAAAAGCUCUACAUAUUUUUAGAACUCAUCCUGUGCUCCAUCCAAUGACGUGUGAAUCUAAGGCCUAGCUCUUUACAUAAAAAAGUCUUAGCAUUUUUGAACAACGGGUGUUGGUUCCUGAGCCAUAGACGUUUCAACGCUUCCCAAAAUUUCAGCUUUGGGUUGAAAGAUUUGAAACUAACUUGACUAGAUUCAGUUUUCAAGAAGGAAUGCAAAUAUAUCAAGCUCAAGCCUCUAGCAUAUUUUGGAAAAGUUCUGAAACUUUUUCCUGUAACAAGCAAUUUUUGAGAUUUUGAGUGGUUCUCAGUAUUUUGCAAUUUUCUCUAUGACGGAAUGGUAGAAUCGAGCUGGUAUGGUGAGAUUCGUGAUUCUCGUAUCGUGGGCAAUCGGAAUAUGUGUGAUAUGUUCGAAAAACAAAUCUCUCUUGAAGUUUGCUUUGCGUGUGCAUCUUAGAUAGAAAUGUAGUUUCUAUUUUGAAUUAUUUUCAGGUAACUUGAUGAAUACUUUUUCUGUGAAAAACUCAGAUUGCUUUCCUUCCCUGUUACUGGUGAAAACAUUCAUCACGACAAAUGUGGAAGGCUUUCUUUACACGGGAAUGUUCAUUCACUUUUUCCUUAAAAUCUACGUGAUUAUAGAUUACUUUUGAUGCCGAUCAUGAAUAUAGCGUCCCACCGACUCUUGUAGCUUUUAGUGGGGCACUGGGAAACUGAUCUUCAAACAUCUACUUCCAUGUUGAACAAAUUCCGAUUCGUUCACGCUGUAGACCUCGUCGAGUUACUUGAAGAAAGUGCGCCUACUGGAAAAGCCACAAGAGCUGGACGGAGAAUAUAUUCGUGCUCAUAAAACUCCAAAAUUAAUCUAACUUUCAACAGAAAAAAAGUUUCUGUUAGAAUGAGGCUCAUAUCAGAACACAAAAGCCAAACAGUUUUUUUAUCAUGAAGUUGCGUAAAGAAAGAAGAGAGUCGAACUAGUGUCUUCUCGAUUCAUUCAUAAUUGAUUUUGUAAAAUUAAAGAGCAUCAAAAACAAUAUCAAAAGUGAAAAGUAAUUAGAGACGAAUUGGCGCUAAAAUAUCGACCGCAAUGUCUAAUUAUUAACACCCAAUGAGGUUUUCUCGUUAGACUUUUUGUAUCUCUUUUACAACAUCCGUUAGACUAUAUAACAUGACCUUUCAAACGUUUUAUGCUUGAAUUUCUUAUGAUUAUAGCUGUGAACCAUUUGACUAACCAAUGAGAUUCAUUUCUAGACAGUGUUAGUCUAUAGAAUAGAGAAGAAUAUAAAAUUUCUAGCCACAAAAUUGAGAGAGAGAGAAAAGAACGUCCGUAAAAAAUAUGGGUAUAUAUUUUUGAACGUUCAAUCACUGUACUAUCAUAAUUUCAUUAACAAAUUCCUCCAGUACAACCUUUAAAUUUCUGGAACAUUUGUAACUUCUGAAAGCCUGUACAGUGACUAACGGCAGAUACUCGAGAAUAUUACAGGUAACAAAUAACUUUGGUGAGCCGAGUCCACAUGUCUCUUUAUUUAUUUAUUUAGUGUGCAAAAGUACAAGGAGCAAUAAGACAAGUUAAAAUGGAACUUAAAGCUUUAUUAGGUGAUAAUCAAAAAACUCAAAAGGAGAAAGAUGAUUUAUAUGAUAAAUUGGUUGAUGAACUUGAAGAUUUAAGCAAUUUAUUAGGACGCCUUCAGCAGUUCUCGUAA
Didymodactylos carnosus is the source of this 1978-nucleotide messenger RNA. The record is from the annotation of a GenBank genome assembly. NCBI's taxonomy places the organism in Eukaryota, Metazoa, Rotifera, Eurotatoria, Philodinida, Philodinidae.